CUCUGAAAGUGUAGAGCUCAUUGUCGACUCUGUCAACAUGUUGCUCUCUGCGUUGCUGUUGCUCCUGGUUUGCGGGUCACAAGCCGACAAUUACUACGGCACCGUGAUGACCUACUACCCAAAGGACAUGACGACCAAUGGAUCUCUCUUGGUGAAUGUUCGCUACAAGCUGAGCUUCGCCGCUUGCGCAGCCAACGACACGUGGAGUUGCAGCGGCAACUGUGGAAGUGAGACGGCGGAUGUUGAGCUGAGCGUGGUGGAGGAAAGCCCAGGGGAAUGGUGCCAGAGAGAAGGCGUCGCGACCCGCCUGGUGUCUGGCACCGCUCCGUUUCAGCUUUCGUUGGAUGGUGGAAACUGGAUAACUGGAAUCAUAAACAGCAUCGUGUCCUGGAGAGCCGUGACCGACGUAGAGCUGAGUUUCCGGUCUGAUAGCAACCAAAUCAACACCUCGCCAGUGACCACCAUCCUCCCAGCUCUGAGGAUUCCUUCAAACUGUCCGAGAAACGUCAGCUUGUUGGCGUUCGACCCCGAUGGAGACGAGGUCAAAUGCAGAAAUGGGAUGACAUCAGCUUCAGAGUGCAACCCGUGCACACCUCCGUCCGUCCUCAACCUCUCAUCUUCUUGCACUCUGUCAUUCAGUCCAACAAACAGCAGCAACGAAGGGCCGUACGCAGUGCAGCUGGUGAUGGAAGACUUCCCCAGGCAGAACAUAAAUCUGGUUCAACCCGACGGCUCCUCGGUGCCGAAGACGACCAACGAAGCCAUCAGCAAGAUUCCAGUCCAGUUCGUUUUGAAAGUGGAUCCUGCUGUGCCGUCCUGCUCCGAAGGAGUCUAUCUGCCCAGAUUCCUUUCUCCAACUCCGGACCACGGAGCCCAGAUCCUCACCAAUGUCAAUCAAGCAGUAGAAAUCAACAUUAGAGCAGAGGCCACUCAAUCCACGAUCUCUGGUCUCCUGUUCAGCGGUCCCCAUAAUGUGGUGAAAAACUCACAGGCAUUGGGAAACUUCACCUUGACAUGGACGCCAUCUAAUUUUGAAAGCAGAGAAAGCCAUCCCAUCUGCUUUGUUGUCCAGUCGAGCUUGGCUUCAUCCGUGUAUCAGUCUGACCUUAGAUGCGUCACUGUAAAAGUUGGAAAUUCCGUCCCAACAACUACCAUGCCACCCAUGCCAACAACAACCACCUAUCCAGAAACUACCAUGCCACCCAUGCCAACAACAACCACCUAUCCAGAAACUACCAUGCCACCCAUGCCACCAACAACCACCUAUCCAGAAACUACCAUGCCACCCAUGCCAACAACAACCACCUAUCCAGAAACUACCAUGCCACCCAUGCCAACAACAACCACCUAUCCAGAAACUACCAUGCCACCAACAACCACCUAUCCAGAAACUACCAUGCCAACAACAACCACCUAUCCAGAAACUACCAUGCCACCCAUGCCACCAACAACCACCUAUCCAGAAACUACCAUGCCACCCAUGCCACCAACAACCACCUAUCCAGAAACUACCAUGCCACCCAUGCCACCAACAACCACCUAUCCAGAAACUACCAUGCCACCCAUGCCAACAACAACCACCUAUCCAGAAACUACCAUGCCACCCAUGCCAACAACAACAACCUAUCCAGAAACUACCAUGCCACCCAUGCCAACAACAACCACCUAUCCAGAAACUACCAUGCCACCAACAACCACCUAUCCAGAAACUACCAUGCCACCAACAACCACCUAUCCAGAAACUACCAUGCCAACAACAACCACCUAUCCAGAAACUACCAUGCCAACAACAACCACCUAUCCAGAAACUACCAUGCCACCCAUGCCAACAACAACCACCUAUCCAGAAACUACCAUGCCACCCAUGCCAACAACAACCACCUAUCCAGAAACUACCUUGCCACCCAUGCCAACAACAACCACCUACCCAGAAACUACCAUGCGACCCAGGCCAACAACAACCAUCCAACUCCCAACUACAACUGUUGUUUUCCCAACAACUGUUCCGACAACAACCCACAUUCCAACUACAACUACAGCCGCACCAACAGCUCCAACUACAACUACAGUUGUCUUCGGAACAGUCCCACCAGUCAUGCCACCACCAACUCAGACCAGUGCGCCAACAACUCCGCCGCCUACAAGCACAUCGGAUCCAGGACCAUAUUAUGUUAUGGCUUUGAAUGCAAAGAUCUCAACGACACUUUCACUGGAGAAUGACUACAACACAAUCAUCCAACUGAUUAAGAAUGAACUGACUGAUAAAGGAUUACCACAAAACAUAAUCGUAACCAUCCGGAGAAAAGGUGCACUGGAAAUGACAACAGCUGCCCCCUAGUGGCUAAAAGUCAGAAUGUUACUGAACUCUGUGGAAAAAUGAAAUGGGUUUCCAGAUGUUUUUAUUCAGCUUCACUGUUUCAUCUCCUGUCUGUAUAUUGUUGACUAUAUUUUAUUUGAUGUCUAUACAUGCAUUUAACUGGUUUAUUUAUAAAUCACAUGUGAAAAUAAUGUGGAUAAUUCAAUUUUAUUUCUGGUUGUCGAAUAAAUUUUCGUGUGGAUUCCUUGAAGUUGUCAUAUGAACAGCUUUUUUACUGAACGUUAGAAAGUUGGUGGUUUAAAUGGUUUUUGUCAUCUGUUUUUUUGUUCUCUGUUGGAACCUGGAACAAUUUUUUAUAUUUCUAAAGAAUGCAUGUAAACGUCUCUCAUGAUGUAAAUAAAUUCAAGACAACUACUUAUGAGCUAAAUGUUUAGAUGUGCCAGAAUAAUAAAAAAAUGUUACAUUUUAAUGUCUUUACCUUGAUUUUGUUUCUUAUGUGACAUUUUAAUGCAUAAUUCAGCCUUGGUAAUAGCAGCCAUUUAGAGCAAUCAGAUGAUUACAGAAUAUGCUGGAUAACCACAAGUUUGCAUAGAUUUAUAUUCUUCUGUGUAUAUUGUCCAUUCAAGAUAUUUUGGAAAAAAUAUUUUUCAUGUUAACUGAGCAGCUGAACAGACUGGAAAUCAAAUGUUGUAACUUUUUACUGACGCUGAAAUAGUUUUUCACGUAAAUGUAUUUCUUUGUAAAUGGAAAAUGU
This is a messenger RNA of Xiphophorus maculatus (southern platyfish), 3071 nucleotides long. RefSeq names its product mucin-2-like. NCBI's taxonomy places the organism in Eukaryota, Metazoa, Chordata, Actinopteri, Cyprinodontiformes, Poeciliidae. The transcript has 11 exons. The record is from RefSeq and is a predicted model, not a curated record. The coding region runs from base 38 to 2338 and encodes 766 amino acids.